AUUAUAAUUUUUUUGUAAUAUUAUGUAUGUUACAUUUAUGGCAGUGUGUGAAUAGGCAGUGGAUAUGAUCGGUUGUUAAAAAAUUGUUUGGAUUAAAAUAAGCGAAAUUUAUCCAAACAGAUAAGGAAGGUCAAUUACAAAACUGGUAAAAGUAAUUUCAAAAUGGCGUAUAAUAUAGGAAAUCUUUGCAAGGUGUUUGCGCGUUCCAGCCAGAACACAAGUACAGUAUUGAGAAACAUUCCAUACCGGUAUUUUGUAACAGAUAUGUCGAAACCCUCAGUUUAUAUUACCCGACAGGUUAAUAAAGAAGCGGUGGAUUUAUUGAAAGAACAUUGUCAAGUAACAUCAUGGACAGGUGAAGGUCCAGUACCCAGAGAAGAACUCCUUAAGAAUAUAGAAAAUAAAGAUGCCCUGUUCUGCAUGUUGACUGAUAAGAUAGACGCGCCUGUAUUAGACAAAGCUGGAAAGAACUUAAAAGUCGUAGCCACAAUGUCUGUAGGUUACGAUCAUUUAGAUACAAAAGAAAUCAAGAAGCGAAACAUAAAAAUGGGAUAUACUCCUGAUACUCUGACGGAUGCUACUGCUGAACUAGCUGUAGCACUAUUGCUAGCCACUAGUAGAAGACUAUUGGAAGCUAACAAAGAAGCUAAAACUGGAGGUUGGCAUGCAUGGUCGCCAUUUUGGAUGUGUGGGCCAGGCUUAAAAGAUUCCACAGUUGGUAUUGUUGGAUUUGGAAGAAUAGGACAACAAAUUGCUAGAAUUCUUAAAGCCUUUAAUCCUAAAAAGAUUAUUUACUACAAUAGAUCUGAGAGAAAAGAAGCUACAGAAAUCGGAGCUGAACGUGUAUCAUUUGAUGAACUUUUAUCACAGAGUGACUUUAUUAGUGUUAGUGCUGCGCUUACACCAGAUACCCAUAACAUGUUUAAUGAAGAAGCGUUCAGAAAAAUGAAAUCUACAGCAGUUUUUAUUAAUACUAGUAGAGGAGGGUUAGUUGACCAAGAUGCUCUAGUUGCUGCUCUUCAGAAUAAAGUAAUAUGGGGAGCUGGAUUAGAUGUAAUGACUCCUGAACCUUUACCUCUUGAUCAUCCAUUAUUUAAACUGAAAAACUGCGUUAUUUUGCCCCAUAUUGGAAGCGCUGCUAUUGAAACUAGGAAUGAAAUGGGGGUAGUAACUGCCAAGAAUAUAAUCGCUGCCCUUAACGGCGUAAAAUUACCAUUUGAAUUGAUUGUGUAAACCUGUGUAUUAAUGAAAUUUGUUAUUUAUAAAGCAUGACACAUAUGAA
Messenger RNA from Diabrotica virgifera virgifera (western corn rootworm), 1282 nucleotides. RefSeq names its product glyoxylate reductase/hydroxypyruvate reductase. Gene Ontology annotation, molecular function: hydroxypyruvate reductase [NAD(P)H] activity; NAD binding; hydroxypyruvate reductase (NADH) activity. NCBI's taxonomy places the organism in Eukaryota, Metazoa, Arthropoda, Insecta, Coleoptera, Chrysomelidae. The coding region runs from base 163 to 1233 and encodes 356 amino acids. The record is from RefSeq and is a predicted model, not a curated record. Gene Ontology annotation, cellular component: cytosol. The transcript has 2 exons.